Aspergillus terreus NIH2624 is the source of this 1095-nucleotide messenger RNA. RefSeq lists its product as uncharacterized. The record is from RefSeq and is a predicted model, not a curated record. The transcript has a single exon. Bases 1 to 1095 code for a protein of 364 amino acids. Lineage: Eukaryota; Fungi; Ascomycota; Eurotiomycetes; Eurotiales; Aspergillaceae.
AUGUCUCUUCCAAAGCACACCACCUCUCCUCCCCUGUCAUCCUCCCCUUCCAGACACUCCGUUCGCCGACCCGCAGAUUCGAACCCACCGUCUCGCCCGCGGAGCAUUGACCGACCGCCCACCGCUCAGCCCGUACAUUCUCUUCCAGAAGAACACCACAGCUAUGAACAUGCGACACACUUUUCGUCUGUGAUUCCCGAACAUGAUGGGCACGAAAAGUCGACCGAGAUCCCGCGACCACCCUUCCAGCCGUUUUUCACUCUCAUCGAGGACUCCAACACCUCCGAGUACUACCAUCCCACAGUCCACUAUAUCUUUUCCGACGAUGAUACCGACAUUGUGACUGAGGCAGCCCUGCGAUCUCUUGAGACAGAGCAGGAUAACUUCCCGGGCAGCGGGAAGGGUAAAACGAAGUCGACACGCGAGCCUCAACACUCACCGCUGGGCGGUGGAGAGGUCGCCCCGUAUGAAGACGAGCUGGAGAGUCCGAGGAAAGAGCCCCUUCUUCCGCCUCCUGUUCCCGGUGUGAAGGAUAAUUACAUCAUUCUCGAUAUGGAUAUGAUGCCCCCGACCGACGCUGGUGCUCCGGCCGCGCCUUUGGACCGACAACCUGAGGGCGGAAUCGCAGGGUCUCCGGGGACACAGGAGACUCAACCUGCACCGCCGCAUCGUUUCAGGGUGACUUCUGCCCAUAGCCUUACGCCGGCCUGGCAAGUACUCAACACCGAACUGGUUUCAGCGCCAACGUUUGAGAAUAACGCACCGGGGGAACAAUCCGCGAAUGGUGGGUUGAUGCUCAAAAUCCAAGGUACAGCUGGGCUGCCCUUUGUCAUGCCCGGGAAGGAUCGGGACAAGGAGAGAGGCGGACAGCGCUUGGAAGACAUGAUGGAUCAGUUCUCUAAACGAUUAUGUGAAUUAAGACAGGUGAUCGACGCGGGAGAACCAGCCGGGCCCUCUGAAGAGCCAUCGGAUCAGCAUGCACAUCCGGAAGAGCCUUGUCUAGAUAGUGCCCCGGGGAACCCCACGACUCAGGAAGACCAGGGAGAUGUACAUGAGCAAACGCCCUCUUAUUUGGAUGAACCGACUCAUCCGUGA